This is a messenger RNA of Paracoccidioides lutzii Pb01, 1731 nucleotides long. RefSeq names its product glucan synthesis regulatory protein. The record is from RefSeq and is a predicted model, not a curated record. The coding region runs from base 1 to 1731 and encodes 576 amino acids. Gene Ontology annotation, cellular component: mating projection tip. The transcript has a single exon. Gene Ontology annotation, biological process: cell wall biogenesis; regulation of fungal-type cell wall biogenesis.
AUGAGGAGGAGGAGGAGGAGGAGGAGGAGGAGGAGGAAGUUGAAUUGGCCGCUGCUAAUCCGCUCCAGAUUUGUUUCGGCAUUUCGCUCCUUCUGGCAUACCAUGACUUCAAAUGACAGACACGCCUCCCACGAUUCUCCCUACCGAAGCGGUCAACAUGUUCCCCUCAGCCAAAACCGCAAUGCUCCUCUCACUUCCGUGGUCACAAGCGCAGUCGAAUCUCGUCCAGAUUUGACAUCUCUCGAAGACAAUCCUGCCCAACGAUCGUCCAGCCCGGGCUGGACGGGUUCGCAGAGGGGAGUCACGCCUCCUGUUCGACCCUACUCACCAGGAAUAAGGUCGCUAUCAUCCCAGCAAAGGAAAUCAGCCGAACACAUUGGCGCCGGUAGCGUCCCUCCCACGGAGAUACAAAUGCAAAGUUUCCAUGACGGCGCCCCCCUGCCUCCUCCAGUUUCGCAUUCUUGGAAAAAGAUUGAUCUAUGGGCGGAAAAGAACUACGAGGAGCUUUACGAUCAGUUGUGUGAAGGAUGCUCUCAGAAUGAUGUCAAUGAGCUGGAACACGAAUUGGACUGCAGUCUUCCACUCGAGGUUCGGGAAUCCUUACAGAUUCAUGACGGACAAGAACGCGGUGGAACGCCAACUGGCAUCAUAUUCGGCUGCAUGCUGCUCGAUUGCGAGGAAAUUGUCCAGGAAUGGAAAAAUUGGAGAACCGUAAACGAGGAAUUUCUCAGUACUUCUUCAUUCUCCCCUCCUCAACCACCCUCGAAAGUUUUUGGCGGCAGCUCACCUGCUUCUUCCUCAUCUGGGCCUCCGCCAACCCAAACAGGCUCGAACACAUUGUGGAGACAGGAAUUGUUGGACAAACAGGACUCACAACCACCAAAGGCCAUCCAGAAAGCAUAUGCUCACCCAAGCUGGAUUCCGCUUGCUCGCGACUGGGGUGGAAAUAAUAUUGCCAUCGAUCUAGCGCCAGGUCCCUCGGGAAAAUGGGGUCAGGUGAUCCUAUUUGGUCGUGACUACGACUGUAAAUACGUUGUUGCGCGUUCAUGGGCUGCGUUUCUAGCCAUUGUUGCGGAGGAUCUAUGUUCCCCAAAAUCUUUUGUGGACGAAGACUCGGGUGAACUUAAACUAAGGCAAUUCAAACAACCAGGUGUGGAGCCACCUUAUCUUGAAAUCCUUCGCUGGCGUGCAGAUCAAAAGUAUGGCCGGAAGCCACCAAGGAGAAAGCCAACGAACAGCCUUGGUGUGAAUACUAGUGUGAAUGGAAACCGAGAUUCUCCAUAUGGAACCCCAACCGUCAACGGUGACGAACGCGGACGUUCCCCCCACCGAUUCCCCUCUCGCGGCCCAAAUGCCAGCCCAAAGACGACAUUUGGCAUCUCAAGCCCUCUCUCACGAGUCGCGGAGGAGACAACGUCAACGGAUGUUUCAGAUCCCAGUAACGACAAGGUAGAUGUCCCUUCAUCGUCAAAUUCUGAUACUUUUAAGAAGCUGGAUGAGCCGACGGAACUUGCCUCCCCUUCCACUACAACAAACACAGUGAGCACAACCAAUACCGCCAACACAUCGAUUGGUGAAGUCACCACCAAAGAAUCCGCUGAGCAAGGGUCAACUUCUGGCAAUUCAAAAGAAAAGGAAAAGGAAAACCGCAAAAGCAACGUAACGACACCACGCUCACCGACAGGACUGGAGGCUGAGGCUUUGGAGGGGAUGAAAAACGUCGCCAUCUAA